UUAUUUUGAUGAUGAAUAUGAAGGCAUGCUAAGCUGUGCCGGAGAGCAGCUCUCGCCGACUACACUCCCACCCCGGGCUCAAGGACUCCAGAGCUCCCCGGCUGCUUCCCCUGCCCACUGCCAGCAGCAGCAGCAGCAAUAGCAGCAGCAGCAGCAGCAGCAGCAACGCCAAAAGUUGUGAUGCUUUUCUUCACCCAGUGCUUUGGGGCUGUGUUAGAUCUUAUUCACCUGCGGUUUCAGCACUACAAGGCAAAGAGGGUUUUCUCAGCUGCCGGGCAACUUGUCUGCGUCGUCAACCCAACACACAGCCUCAAGUAUGCAGCGACCCGCUGUGCAGCUGCGCAGGCGUCCACGGAGCAAGGCAUCCUUCCUCCCUGCCACCACCACGGUGAAGCAGUGCACGACCCCCAGCUGGUCCCCUGCACGUGCCCGCUCUUCUCCUGCCCGUGGGAAGGGCAUCUGGAGGUGGUGGUGUCCCACCUGAGGCAGACCCACCGCAUCAACAUCCUUCAGGGCGCGGAGAUUGUCUUCCUGGCCACGGACAUGCACCUGCCCGCGCCCACGGACUGGAUCAUCAUGCACUCUUGCCUUGGCCACCAGUUUUUGCUGGUCCUCAGGAAGCAGGAGAAGUAUGAGGGCCACCCCCAGUUCUUCGCCACGAUGAUGCUGAUCGGCACGCCCACCCAGGCCAACAACUUCACCUACCGGCUGGAGCUCAACAGGAACCAGAGGCGCCUCAAGUGGGAGGCGACGCCCAGGUCGAUCCUGGAGUGUGUUGACUCUGUCAUUUCGGACGGGGAUUGCCUUGUGCUGAACACUUCCCUGGCUCAACUCUUUUCUGACAACGGAAGCCUAGCGAUAGGAAUUGCCAUAACCACCAGCAAAGUUCACAGCUCCGAAGCUGAAAUGUGAUGGGGAGGAGGAAGAGGAGGAGGAACAACAGCAACAACAAUGGUGCUCUAGCUGCCUUCUGAGAGCCAGAACUCGUGGACUUUUUAUGGGGGGGUCUCGGGUCUUUUAUGGUAUUUAGUACUUGUCCACAGCGGGCAUUAUGUAAACAUCCCGUGGUUACGGUCCCUGUGUCAUGUAUUUACCGUUUUGCUAAUACAAUUUUAUGAGAAAUUUUAAAGAGGCUAAUCAAUUUAUUGUC
Molecule: messenger RNA, 1150 nt
Organism: Serinus canaria (Common canary)
Lineage: Eukaryota; Metazoa; Chordata; Aves; Passeriformes; Fringillidae
Gene: SIAH3
Product: siah E3 ubiquitin protein ligase family member 3
Exons: 2
Coding region: 181-912 (243 amino acids)
Biological process (GO): proteasome-mediated ubiquitin-dependent protein catabolic process; multicellular organism development
Cellular component (GO): cytoplasm
Molecular function (GO): ubiquitin protein ligase activity; ubiquitin conjugating enzyme binding
Source: RefSeq, a predicted model, not a curated record